AUGAGAUGGGACGACUUAGAUAGGAAGACCGACGGCGCCGGCGAAGGCGCUUACCCCUUCGGGGUCCAUGAGGCCGGCUUGCCGCAGGGCCUCCUCCGUACAUUCUCGAAUCGGGCUGGCCCGGCCGGCACCGUGACCGUCCCCUCCGCCGGCGUCUGCCUCCGUUUCGCCUCCCUCACCCAGCGAGGACAAUACCCGGACUCCCUAGACCGCGCGAAGCAGGACAGCUUCUGCGUCCGGACCAACUUCCAGGCCAACCCCGACCUCCACUUCUUCGGCGUCUUUGACGGCCACGGCCAGUUCGGUGGUCAGUGCGCCGAGUUCGUCCGCGACAAGCUCACGGAAUUAUUGGCCGGCGAUGCUCGUCUGCACGAUGACCCCGUGAAAGCCUUCCAUUCUGCUUUCGUCGCCACCAAUUCCGCGCUCCACGAUAGCGAGAUCGACAAUUCGAUGAGCGGCACAACUGCGAUCGCAGUCCUCGUCAGCGGUGAUACUCUCUAUGUUGCAAAUGUAGGGGAUUCGAGGGCGGUGGCCGGAGUUUGGAGUGGGGGUUGCGAGGUGGCCGAGGAGUUGUCCUGUGACCAGACGCCAUACCGGAAGGAUGAGUAUCAGAGGGUGAAGGGGUGCGGUGCAAGAGUGUUGUGUGUUGAUCAAGUGGAGGGGAUGAUGGAUCCUGACAUCCAGAGCUGGGGCGAUGAGGAGGACGGGAAUGGGGAUCCACCAAGGCUGUGGGUGCAGAACGGCAUGUAUCCGGGCACAGCAUUCACUAGAAGCAUUGGAGACCUAACGGCUGAGAGCAUCGGGGUGAUUGCCAUUCCAGAGGUGAAGAUUGUGAAGAUUACACCAAACCAUCUCUUCUUUGUUGUGGCAAGUGAUGGCAUUUUUGAGUUCCUAUCGAGUCAAGUGGUGGUCGAUAUGGUGUCUAGAUUUCCUGAUCCUCAGGUUGCCUUUUCAGCAAUUACUGCUGAAUCUUACAAACUUUGGUUAGAGCAUGAAAACCGUACAGAUGAUAUAACAGUUAUUAUUGUGCAUAUCAAAGAUAUGGAAGAUUCGGACUCCCUAGCAACCCUGAAAACCAUUCAAACCAGUAGCAAUGCUGUAAGUUCAGAGGUAGUGAAUGUUGAUAGGCACACAAUUUCUUCGCCCAGUAACAAUAUAGAAAAAGGCAGCUCAGACUUGAAGUCGCACCCUCUUGGAUCGACAGUAAAUCCAUGCCAUGCACAUUUUGUAACUUCACCCACUCACUCUGUCCAUUUAAAUGUGAUUAUUAAUCCAGAUUGACUGAAGCUACACGAUACACAUUUAAUUCAUCUGACCUCUACAUUGCUGGUAUUAUUUGGAAGCACUACCAUUGUUGUGAAGAAAUUUCUCUAUGUUUAGCUCCUCUAAGCCGCUAUACUGGUCAGCAAAAACCAUUUUGUACAUGGAACUUUGUGAUGUCUUCCAUACCACACAAGCGAAGGUGGCAGCGACACUUCAAGCAAUAAAACACUCCCAGACCUCUUCAAGAUUGGCAUCCUUGAUGACCGACUAAUUCUGUUGCAUUUAGGAUCCGCGAGAAGAAUGCUUACAACUGUUCAAGUGACGACUCUUGAAGCUUGGUGCAACUCAGAAUUUAAGCUGGUUGUCGUAUAAGAAUUGUAGUAGCCCGAGUGGACCAAUUGCUGAAGAAGUUUUUUUUUUCUUUUCUUUUCAUAUUAACGUGGUCUUUGUUCAUGAAUUCUGCGUGAAAUGAUAAGUUCUAUAAAAUUAAAAUUUAAUGUGUAAUGUACAUUAUACAGUUGUUGGAAUAUCAUUAUUAAUGUGUAAUGAUGCUUUUAAUCUUCAUAAGUACCUGCUAAA
Molecule: messenger RNA, 1842 nt
Organism: Zingiber officinale
Lineage: Eukaryota; Viridiplantae; Streptophyta; Magnoliopsida; Zingiberales; Zingiberaceae
Product: probable protein phosphatase 2C 35
Exons: 8
Coding region: 1-1281 (426 amino acids)
Biological process (GO): protein dephosphorylation
Cellular component (GO): nucleus; cytosol
Molecular function (GO): protein serine/threonine phosphatase activity; cation binding
Source: RefSeq, a predicted model, not a curated record